This is a messenger RNA of Aspergillus aculeatus ATCC 16872, 2832 nucleotides long. RefSeq names its product aminodeoxychorismate synthase pabA (gene pabA). The record is from RefSeq and is a predicted model, not a curated record. Bases 88 to 2580 code for a protein of 830 amino acids. Gene Ontology annotation, biological process: L-tryptophan biosynthetic process. The transcript has a single exon. NCBI's taxonomy places the organism in Eukaryota, Fungi, Ascomycota, Eurotiomycetes, Eurotiales, Aspergillaceae.
AUGCUGUUCAAUAUCUCUUUGCCUUAAUUUUUGUUAUCACAUUGUGGGUCUGCCUGCAGACCUCUUCUCAAAUUUCGGUGUCCUAAUAUGGCUCCCUCGUUGGGAUUCUGGGAGUCAGCAAGCGAAGGCCAGACACCUACUAUAAGUCAUGAUGCUACUUCACGUGCACUUCCAGCCAGGAACAUCUUGUACAUUGAUGCAUAUGACUCCUUCUCCUACAAUGUUGUUGCCAUGCUGGAAGAAGUUCUCAAGGCCACAGUCUCAGUCUUGAGAAUUGACUCAUCAUGGCCCAAUGGCAACAUGGCCGACUAUGUGCAGCGCUUCGAGGCCGUCGUUCUUGGGCCUGGUCCGGGCGAUCCCCAUAUUCCUCAAGACGUGGGGAUCAUGAGAGACAUCUGGAACCUGGAGGGCAGGAACCAACUACCUAUCUUUGGAAUAUGCCUUGGCUUCCAGAGUUUAUGUCUGCACCACGGGGCUUCGAUUCGUCGACUUCCAUACCCCAUUCAUGGGCAGGUCCGUCGCGUUCAGACAGCACAGGAGGACAUUUUCCGAGAUUUUCAGGAGCUGGAAGUCACGCUGUAUCACUCGCUUUACGCUGAAAUGAAGUCAUCCGUCUCCGAUGGCGGUCACCACAACGGCUUCGUUGCGCAAGAUCUGGAUCUCCUUGCCUGGCUGUCCCUUGAGCAAGACGGCGCACCCCAACAGGCACGAAUUCCAAUGGCUGUUCGCCACAGGAAGAAGCCAUUCUGGGCCGUUCAAUUUCAUCCUGAAUCCUGCAAGUCAGAUAGAAAAGCAUGCAGUGACCUGCUCAAAAAGUGGUGGGAUGCGGCUCUCCGAUACAACAAACUGAAUGGACGAGGCAGCUACAGUAGCAUGUCAAUUGUCGCGCCUAGGUCUUCCGGUGACCUGCCAUUCAUCCCGGACAUUGUCCAUACUAUGUUGGAGUGGAGUGCGUCAACAUCGAGUCACUCCUCCUCCCGAACUUUUAAGUCCAAGCAACUAGGAGCCGAGAUAAUCUGCGAGGCCCUCAAUAGUUCGGGGUCGGCAGCUGUCGUUUUCAAGUCUAACGGCCGGUACAGCAUCAUAUCUGUACCUAGCUCAAACACUUGGAGGCUCGAAUACUAUGCGCAGAAUGAACGUCUUUUUUUAGAGAAGUUAUCAGUCGGCAGCACGAAGAGCUCACCCAGUGAUCACCAAACCACAAUCGAGGAUUGCUUGUCAGCAUCUCGGUUCUGGAACGCACUCAAGUUCCUCAUGGAUGCCAAAAAAGUGCUCACGGGCGAUGAUACGGUCCCAUUUUGGGCCGGCUUUUUGGGUUACUUUUCUUACGAAAUGGGACUGGCUUCCAUUGCCCGUCCAAAAAGUCACGAACAGGAUUUCCAAGGGACGCAUGCCUCAGGAGCCGGUGGUCCGUCGAGCAAUCCUGCAGAUGCCAGCUUAUUAUGGACUGAAAGGAGCGUGGUCGUUGAUCAUCACACUGGCCGCGUCACCAUCCAGUCCACUUGUGCGACGGAUGAUUUGGCCAAUGGAUGGCUGGAUGAGACAUUGACGUCUCUCCAAAGGCUUGCAACUUCUGACAGAACCGCUGAAACUGAAGGUACGAUGACAGAUUCACAAUCUUUGGAUCGCAUUCUCGAGCAGGGUGUGGUACGAUUCCCGGAUCGGCAAAUAUACCAGGACCAAUUCGAUGCCUGUCGUGCACAACUACUAGCUGGCGAAUCGUACGAACUAUGUCUUACCAAUGAGACUACCAUAACAUUGCCCUCAGCAGAAAGCAAUAGUGGCCGCAAGGAGUUUCCUUGGAAACUGUACCGGCGUCUUCAGAAACAUAACCCUGCCGCCUUCAGUGCUUAUGCCAGACUAGGAAACCUCAAGAUUGUCAGCAGCAGCCCUGAAUGUUUCCUUAACUGGGACCGUCACUCUCGGUUAGAAAUGAAACCAAUGAAAGGAACUGUGAGGAAGACGAACGACAUGACUCUUGAAAAGGCGCGCGAAAUCCUAGGCACGACCAAAGAGAUGGCAGAGAAUCUUAUGAUUGCAGAUCUCAUCCGACACGACCUCUACGGUAUCUGUGGCUCGGGAGGGGUGCAUGUGGAGAAGCUUCUCGAGGUAGAAGACCAUGGGCGCGUCUACCAAAUGAUCACGCAUGUCAUAGGAGAGGUCGACCCAAACCGACCUGGCUUUGCGGCUCAAGAUAUGCCACAAAUACAGUCAAACGGCAUGUCAGCAUAUGGCCUAACGGCGCUGCAGCAAUGCCUCCCACCUGGCUCUAUGACCGGUGCGCCGAAGGAACGAUCGUGCUUGCACCUUUCCUCGAUUGAGGAUCGAAACCGGGGAGUCUAUUCUGGUGCAAUGGGUUUUCUUGAUCUCGGUGGUGGAGGGAGCUUCUCGGUCCUGAUACGCACCGCCUUUACAUGUGCUGGCGACGAUGAUGUCGAACAGGUCUGGCGCAUCGGCGCAGGCGGCGCAGUCACCAUUCUUAGCACUGCUGAAGGCGAAUGGGAGGAGAUGUUAACCAAGUUGAGAACAGUCCUUGGGGCAUUCGUGCCGCUUGAUUGUCGGCCCAUGAAGAAUGCCUAGCAUGAUUCAUUGCCCUCUACCGUACUAACAUACAUUUCUUUACUUUGAUUGAUUGCAAAAGAGACUUUACAGAAAAUCGCAUUCAACAUCUACCAUAUACGAUGCGGCGUUUGGUUUCAUUCGCAUCGCGGGCAGGCCAUGCCCGCAGCUUUGGCGGAUUUGUUUUCACACCGAUUCUGAUUCUAUUCAACAAGAUACCCUACUAGCAUGUUGCGACUCGAUUACAACACUUGGAAUCUAUAUAAAUUCCCU